Messenger RNA from Ornithodoros turicata, 1638 nucleotides. RefSeq names its product serine/arginine-rich splicing factor 2-like (gene SC35). Bases 152 to 1186 code for a protein of 344 amino acids. Gene Ontology annotation, biological process: positive regulation of mRNA splicing, via spliceosome. Gene Ontology annotation, cellular component: spliceosomal complex. The transcript is spliced from 3 exons. The record is from RefSeq and is a predicted model, not a curated record. NCBI's taxonomy places the organism in Eukaryota, Metazoa, Arthropoda, Arachnida, Ixodida, Argasidae. Gene Ontology annotation, molecular function: RNA binding.
GCCAAUGAUGUAGCGGCGGCGCGGGGCGCCAGGCGGCUUCAGUUAAUUUUCAGGCGCCAUACUUGAUGCUCCUUGCUGCCUGCGUUUCAACCAAGUUUACUCGAAGAAAUCUACGAAAAUCGUCUGACUUGAGCACCAAGUCGGCUUCAAGAUGAGCUACGGGCGUGGACCACCGAGCGUCGACGGUAUGACUUCUCUGAAAGUCGACAACUUGACAUACAGAACAACGCCGGAAGAUCUCAAACGCGUGUUCGAAAAGUAUGGGGACGUCGGAGACGUGUACAUUCCACGUCAUCCGUACACGCGGGACAGCCGAGGCUUUGCAUUUGUGCGAUUCUACGACAAGAGGGACGGCGAAGAUGCCAUGGAUGCCUUGGACGGAUAUAUUCUGGAUGGACGAGAACUGCGUGUGCAAAUGGCGCGCUACGGUAGGCCUACCGAUCCUUAUCGCUCCUCACGAAGCGGCGGGAGAUAUGGCGGAUCCUCUAGACGGUCUCGUUCCCGAUCCAGGAGCCGCAGCAGACGGCGUUCUAGGAGAAGCCGUACUCGGUCCCGUUCACGCUCAAGGCGCCGCUCGAGGAGCCGGUCAAAGGACAAGCGUCACCGCUCGAAAUCUAGGUCAAGGUCCCGCAGCCGUGGUCGCCGCCGUAGUCGCAGCCGCAGCCACAAAAGGAGCCGAAGCAGGUCCCAAGGGAAGCGAAAGAGCAAGAGCCGUUCUCGUAGCCGCAGCAACCGUCGCAGCAGGUCCAGGAGCCACCACAAGAGCAAGAGCCGAUCCCGCAGCCAGAGCCGCCAGAAGAGCAGGUCUGGAAGUCGCAGCAAGAAGAGCAAGAGCCGUUCGCACAGCGGGGAACGGAAAGGCCGCAGUCGUAGCCGAAGCAGGAAGAGUGGGAGCAGGGAAAAGAGCCGGUCAAACGGAGAGCCCAAGCGAAGCAAGUCUGAGAGCAGGUCCAGGUCACGUAGCCCUCAUCGAAAAGAGGAGGAGGAGGAGGAAGAAGAGAGGCCCGGGAGCAUAGCGGAUGAGGCGGAGGCUGUGGAAGAAGCUGCAGAGGAACAGUCAGAGCUCAAGUCUCCCGCCAGGGAGUCUGGUCAGAGCGGAGGUGGCGGGGACAGCAGCCCCGCGCGGGAGGAGCGCUCGGUGUCCAAGUCUCCGUCACGGGACUCGAACCAGCAAAUGGACACGUGAAGGACCCUUGCGAGUUUCCGAUUAGCCGACACCGCCGUCACUUGCAGGGGCCAAUCGAGGUAGAUAACGUUGGUGUUUUGUAAAGCUUCACAUGAUUUUUUUUUUAAUUUUUAUUUUGAUUUUUUUCUUUGGACGCGUACGACGAGCCUUGUUAGUAUUCCAGGGGCUUUUCUUGUAAAACAUUAGCUGACUCCCCAGUAUCAUUCAUUUUCGAUUAAUGUUAAGCCAUCAUUGUGUACCCUAAAAAAACUCAGUGGCAAGUCGGUACCCCCUUUUCGUUUUUGUUUAUUAGCAUUAGUGGCUUCCUCCUAUAAUCUCCCUUUGUUCGCCUUUUUCAUGUUCUAGUGUGCUCAUCGGAACUUUCUUCCCAUACCUAACGUUACGUGUAUCUCGAGUGCUGCGCUUCCUUUUUUAAAAAAAAAAAAGAUUAAAUCUUGACAUUGCUCGUGUCA